Parathielavia appendiculata is the source of this 1606-nucleotide messenger RNA. RefSeq lists its product as uncharacterized. NCBI's taxonomy places the organism in Eukaryota, Fungi, Ascomycota, Sordariomycetes, Sordariales, Chaetomiaceae. The record is from RefSeq and is a predicted model, not a curated record. The transcript has 5 exons. The coding region runs from base 387 to 1421 and encodes 344 amino acids.
CGAAGCGGCGAGUGCUAAGUUUGGGACUUUUGGGAGGUCAAGUUCACGGUGAGUUGACCAGGGGCGGUUCGGCGCAGAGGCGCUGAUGCUUUGGAGUACAUGCGUGGAUCACUGUUGGCUAAGCUUCUUAAUCAAAGAUAAUGGGGCUUGCUGGAGUGAAGCAGCACCGUUUUGGGCAAUCCUCCAGGCGGUACACACCACAAAAGGCUCCCAUUCCGGAACGGCAACAAAGGAAGACUCCAAAGAGGUCCCCGUGUUUGCCACACCCUUGUAGCCCGACACUCUAGUUUUGUCCUUCCCGAAUGGUUUUCAAAAGACAAAUCCAUCACUCUCUCGUGCUCUCCACGUCCUAAUAACACAGCAUCAUCCUGUACCUUAAUUUCACUAUGAGCAACCAACUCCCCUCGAACAUCCCCUCUUGGGAUAGCCGGCAGUCAUCACCGUGGCUCUGUAAAUUCGGCGGCCAUGCGCGCUCGGUGCUCAACAACCCAAGGGAGCCCCUCGCCCACUUUGGACUUGCACCGCGCAUCCCCGACCUGCACCCAAUCUUCUACGCUGAAGACAAUGAGUACUUCAGAAACCUGGCGCCUUUUGCAAAGCCCUCGGACUACGAGCUCGACAUGCUGUUCGCGACUGAGGACGCCCAGCAGAGCAUGAACGGCGGCCUGACGACCUGGGAGCUCGCCGUGCUCAAUGAACGCCUUGUCAAUGGAUGGCCAGGGGGCCAUCGUCAGUCGGACUCAAUCACGCCACGUUUACUGGACUACAAUGGGCUGGGUACUCAAGUGGACGAGAGCAGCUGGCACCCGGCCUUUCGGAAGACCAAGUGGUAUGAUUUCCGCGUGCCCAUUGUCGACGGCAAGUUCACUCGCCAUGCUGUGCCGGGCAUCACAGCCACGGAUGUCUGGAGCGUCGAUGUCCCGGCGGUGUGGAAGGAACUACGGGAGCCGAUUGAGCUUGCGAACCGCUGGUUCCGCCACAUGGUCACAGGUUCCUGGUUAAACAACCUCUGUUGGGAGACCAGGACCGAAUGGAUGGAGGCAGAGCCAGCCCCUGGGGACUUCCACAGCUAUCCGGACCCGCUGGGGCCCAACAGGAAGCCGUACAGGGUUCCAAGCAGGCACAACCAUUGCGACGGCGAGAGGGUGCUCAAGUAUGUCGCGGAGAAGGUGGCGCCGCUCCUGAUUUGGACGUUUAUCGAUGAUUUCUACCAUAUUCACGACUCCGCCAAUGAGACAGACCAGUAUGGCCGCACCGCCAGGGAGUGGGACGGUGGGGUUGAGCCCAAGGAGGACACACCCCCUGCUGAGAGACCGGCGCCAUUCAUGACGACGUACAUUCAUGUGAAACCUCUCCGAGUCUAUUGGACCCGAAGACAACCUUGUCAGAACGCUGUCAUGCCAAGUGGUCGCUCGCUGUGACGCUGCUGCACGAGUUAAUACAUGCCAUCAACCUCUCGAGGCACAUUCAUGAAAUUGAUAUCCCUCCUGAGCCUUACUACGACGAAGAGUGGUAUAUUGCCCUUAUCCCUGUCAUUGCUUCAUGGGCUCUGGAACUCCCAUCUCACUUGAAACGGGGACAGAGAAAUUGGCUGCUCCGGCAUCAA